Messenger RNA from Cyprinus carpio (common carp), 1558 nucleotides. Its product is annotated as alpha-N-acetylgalactosaminide alpha-2,6-sialyltransferase 2-like. Gene Ontology annotation, molecular function: sialyltransferase activity. The transcript has 9 exons. The record is from RefSeq and is a predicted model, not a curated record. Bases 191 to 1342 code for a protein of 383 amino acids. Lineage: Eukaryota; Metazoa; Chordata; Actinopteri; Cypriniformes; Cyprinidae.
ACUGUCAAGUCAGUUUAUUUAAAGAUGAACUAUGAUGUGAAGUUACCUGUUUGUUGACCACAGAUUUCCUCCUCCAUGUGUGUUGUAAAACUAGUUGUGCAACUGUUCAGAUGUCGGUGGUGGGUUUAUAAACACAACCUGUGCCGACUUUUCCGUGAUUUCAGUCAAAGGUCUGUGUUUGGUUAUUAUUAUGAAGUCAACUGAUUAUUCACCACGCAUUUACUGCGUACAGCGCAGUCGAAACACAAAACUAUGGCGUUGUGGAUCUAUUGUGGCGGUAUGUGUUUGCUUCGUCUACUGGAAUGUGCUGGGUUUGAUGUCAUCAGAAGACUGGAGCACAACAUUUUUCAGGGCUACAUUAGAGACUGAAGUAAACUGGAUUGUAAAUGAUGCAGCUGAAGAGGAGGCAGUGCCAGCCUGCUCCUUGAGAAAUACCAUAAAGAAAGAAGACACUCUGAAGAGAAAGUUUAGCUUCUUAGUUCCUGUUCUGCAGUGGCGUGAUUCUUUUAUUAAUUCACAUUGGCAAAAGCUCCAGAAUGAACCAUUGCCGUAUGGCUGGAAGGACCAGCCUUUCUAUGAAAUAGGCAAGACACUUUCUCUGCUUUCACAUCCUGCCAACAGUCACCUGUUUGAGCGGAAAACAUCAGAGACCUGUGUGCGUUGCGCUGUGGUGGGUAACGGAGGGAUUCUGAAUGGAUCCAGGCAGGGGAAAAACAUAGACAGUCACGAUUAUGUUUUCAGGGUAAAUGGGGCAAUAAUCCAAGGGUUUGAGGAUGAUGUUGGGACAAAGACGUCUUUCUACGGCUUCACCACCAACUCUCUCAAGAACUCAUUAAUUGGUUAUAACCAAGACGGCUUCGACAAAGUGCCACGUGAUCCGGGCAUUGGAUAUAUUUUUAUCCCUGCUGAGACUCGAGACUAUGUGAUGCUGGCAGCUGCUAUCCAGGGUGUGUCUGUACCCUCGGGACCUGAUAAAGGUGACAGGGCCUCAGAACUUUUCGGAUAUAAUCCUGAAACACAUCAGUUCAAGAUGAUCCAUCCAUCCUUCAUUCAGUAUGUGACUCAAAGGUUCCUUAAAUCUCCACGGCUGGAGCAAUAUAGGGAUUUGUACAUGCCCACCACGGGUGCACUGAUGCUUUUGGUUGCUUUACACACUUGUGACCAGGUCUCUGCAUAUGGCUUUAUGACAGAAAAUUAUAAAGACUUCUCAGACCAUUACUAUGACAAGGUGAUGAAGCCUCUGGUCUUAUAUGCUAACCAUGACAUGGAGAUGGAGCAACGUCUGUGGAAGCAGCUGCACUCUCAGAAAGUCUUGUGGCUAUAUCAGGGACAAAAAAAAUGACAUAAUGUCAAGUCAGUGAAUCUUGGGACAUCUUACUGACAAGUAACUGCAUAAUGAAAUUGCCAAAGCAGUAUUUUGUCCUGGUGUGCUGUGAUUCUCCUGCAACCUUUAUAGGCGACAUCAUUGAAAAUGUUAUUUUUAAUAAGUUAAAUGAAUUAUUUAUCCCUCAGGUUGUGUUCGGGUCAUUUUGACCCGGAGAGAAUUUUCUUUCUCUCU